Molecule: messenger RNA, 3731 nt
Organism: Vollenhovia emeryi
Lineage: Eukaryota; Metazoa; Arthropoda; Insecta; Hymenoptera; Formicidae
Product: SUN domain-containing protein 2-like
Exons: 14
Coding region: 75-2630 (851 amino acids)
Biological process (GO): nuclear envelope organization
Cellular component (GO): nuclear envelope; meiotic nuclear membrane microtubule tethering complex
Molecular function (GO): protein-membrane adaptor activity
Source: RefSeq, a predicted model, not a curated record
CGCGAGGUACGUCUCUUUCUCUCGCCGUCGGGUCGCGCGUCCCGUUAGCGUCGCCGCGCGCGCGGAAACGAAGGAUGGAGAGCGAGCAGCGUCACUAUGAGCUUCGCAGCCGAAGCAGAUCGCGCUCCCACACGCCUAUGGUCCCGAGCCGUCCGCCGCCGGAGCCGGAGAUGACGGAGCGGCACUACGAUCUCAGGAACUGGAGCCGGGAGAGAUCUCACACGCCUGGAGAGGUGACCAGUAGCAGGAGGUCUGGCUCUAGGUCGUUAAGCGGCAAUGUGAAGACGCAUGAGAAGAACAUGGAGAUCAUCGAGGAGAGCAAGGAGGGAUCUGUCACGGGUAGCCUGACGGAUAACCAAAGCACAAAGUCCGAGAGUUCUGCCGUCGUCACGAGAAAGCCGGAACGCCGGUCGGAACGCCAGCGGGCCAAAAAGCAAAUGUUUGUCAAUGGUCAGAGCGAGAGUAUGGAGGACGCGUCCGACCAGAAGGCCGAGCGGAGACGCAGAAGUGUUACACCACGCAGUUUCUUUACCAGCGACUACUCGUCCGAAGAGGGAGAGAAGGACGAUCGUUCCAGUAGAGCGGGAUCCGCCUAUGAGAUUUACAAGCUGGCUGGCGAAUGGUGGAACGUUUUUCCAAAGACAGACUAUACGUACUCGCCGACGUCGCAGUAUCGUUACGAGAUAGCCCCGGGUAUACUAGCUAUGCCCAAUAUGUCGAGGCGGCCCAUACACGUUAACGACAACGGAAGUACCGUAUCUCAGAUCAGUCGUCAAAAUGUAAGUCAAGCUUCGCGCGGAACGACGGAAAGCGGAAUCGCCGACAUGGAUACGGUCGAUUUCAAAGAGGCUGCUUCUCUACGCCAUUCCUCCGAGGAUAAUUACCGCGCGAGUAAGUCUACGGCAAGAACGACUCUGUACAAAAUGACAUGCGUAGACCAAUACACAAGUCACAAAGAGUUAGUUUAUUCGGACCCAGGAGAUUCAGCUUUUCGGACAAGAUACUUAUCGUGGGCAAACACUCCAAUUGGACAUGCAUAUACUGCUGAUUCUGACACUGAAUUGGACGAGAAUUUUGUAAAAUCAUCAACCAAAAUUAAUAAAACCUGGAGGAUUGUACGGUGGUUCAUGUACUUUACAACUUUCGUUGUCGCCUGCUUCAGGAAAACGGUCGAUUUCUUCAAAUUUAGAACGGAUAGGGAAAGGCGUUAUUAUGGCACACAAGUUCAUCGAUUAUCCAAUGUAUCCAAAUGGAGCAAAUUGUGGGAAACUCUGAACCGUUAUACGCACAAUAUGUACUUCUUCUUUGUCAGAGCGCUUGUACUCGACACUUGGCUGUUGAGUCGAUUCACUGGCAUUAGAAAGUGGUUGCAGGGAAAAGGCCCGAAAAUUCUUUGGGUCACACUGCUACCGCUACUACUUUUGCUUGGUGGUUGGUGCAUAACACAAUAUUUGUCGCUUCUUUCUGGUAUUAAAACCGUGUCCGAGACAGCGACGGAAAGAUCGUUACCUAACAUACGAGGGGAAGACUAUAAGAGUAAAAUUAAUGAAGAAAUAUUGGCCAGCAAUGAAAUAAUCAAAGAAGCUUACAAAAAUUUAAUCAAUAGGAUAGAAAAGCUCGAGAAUAAACAGACGCAUCAAAUGGAACAUCUUAUAAAUGUUACUCAGACUUUAGAAGAUCGUCAGCAAAGGGAUGCCAAUUUCUGGAGGGAGUACGAUGACAAAAUUAUUGAUAUGGAAAAUAAAUUGGAUAUCAACGAAUUGAAAAAUAUUGCACAUAGCGAACUUAAAGUCAUCAAGUAUGAGGUUGAGAAACUGAGCAAACUGUAUUCCGAAUUAAAAUCUUGUUGCGACACCAAUGCAGAAUCCAUCGCGAAUCAAGAUAUAGAAAAGACUGUGGAAAAAAUCUUACUUAGCUACUUCCCUCCUGGGAUUUCGAAAGAAGAUCUCGUGAAGAACAUGCAGAAUUUAUUCGCAUCUCGUAAGAUAGAAGGUCAAAAGAGCUUUGGUGAUGACACCGAUAGUGGAAGCAUUCGUGUCUCGGACGAACAGAUACGUAAGAUAGUGAAGAAAGAAUUGCAAAUUUACGAUGCGGAUAAAACGGGUCUAGUAGAUUAUGCUUUGGAAACAGGAGGUGGUCAGAUUAUUAGCACGCGAUGUACUCAGCGAUACGAAAUAAAUAUGAGAGCCUAUACUUUGUUUGGUUUUCCGCUGUAUUACGAAAGAAGCGAUCCGCGGACAGUAAUACAGGGAAAUCCGAAACAACCUGGUGUCUGUUGGGCCUUCCAAGAUUUUCCCGGAUAUCUCAUAAUAAAGUUGCGAUCUGCCAUUUAUGUAACUGGCUUCACUCUGGAGCACAUCCCCAGAAGGAUUUUGCCGAACGGAGAUAUAUCGAGUGCGCCCAGAAAAUUCAAUGUCUGGGGAUUGUUGAGCGAGGACGAUCUCGAGCCUGUGAUGUUUGGCGAGUACGAAUUCACGGCGAAUUCUGACGAAAGUUGGCAAUAUUUUCCAGUUCAGAACACAGAGAUCAAGAGUCCAUACGAAUAUGUAGAAUUGAGGAUACACAGCAAUCACGGGGAGCUAAACUUCACGUGUUUAUACAGAUUUCGCGUUCACGGGAGAUCAGCUUAGGAAUUGAUCGCGCCAUGGUUCCUCUUCACAAAACAUUCGCAAGAUCGUUCGAGCAAUAGCAAGAACGAGCCACAGCUCUUCUCAAAUACGUGCCUUCAACUACCGUUAACUAUAAACGCGAUUUGCCACAGCACCUGUAACUAUAGUUGUGAAUACAUCGAUUAUUUAAUGCCUUUGUAAUAGAUUUUCAACGAAGCGAUCAAAAAAACUUCAUACACGCGCCGAUAUUUAAUACACACGAGACGGGAGCCGUUUCCGUCGUCAUUUAAACGCGUCAAACACUGUAUAUACAUUCAAUAACGUCGAUAAUUUAUACCGAUCAAGAAGAUUGCACGAUUGAUUGGGUCAAGCGGGAAAACAAUUACGAGCGUCGGCCCAAUGGUGUUCUACAAUUAUUGCCUAUAUAUCUUCACUGUAUGGCCUUGCUAUAACUCGAGGAAAGCCUUAAGAGAAAGAAAGGAAACCUUAAAGAAGAAACAGUUUCGUACAUAUCUCUUGUUCGACAAACGCGGGAGAACGAUUAAGUGAGACGGAUAAAGAAAAUUGGCAAAGGCGAUUUUGUAAUUUCGUAACGAAAUUUUGGGGUUGAGAAAGAGUGAAAAGGGGAGAGUUUGUCCGUAUAAUGCGUCGUGUAAAUAUCGAUUUGGCAGCGUCACGUGCAAGACUGACACUUCAAAAGUUACCCCAAAGCUGAGUGAAUCAUAAUAUUCGCAAUAACGCGACAGUACAAAUUAUAAGCGAUCGUAACGAUCAAUUAAUUAUAGUUAAGUACUAUUAAUUGCUAAUUUUUAAUUGUGCAACACAGCGAGUGGUUUUCGGCCGCCUUUGUAAGGAUCUAAACGAUUAAUAACAGCGGCAGUAACACUCCUCGAUUGUAUACAUGUAUGUAUUUAUAAGAUAUUUAAGUCCUCUUUUUGUUUUUUUAUUUUAAGAUUGCGAUGCGCACGUUCUCGUUUCGUAAUAUACAGCGUCGCUGGCAGUGAAACGACCAUCGCCGCGUCGAAAACGCGAUUACCACCGCGUUUUUUGUGUAACAAUCUUUCCACGCACGCGCUAACCGCAUUAAAUGAAAUGUGCAAAUAAAAGUUGCGUUUCACACGA